This is a messenger RNA of Trichoderma asperellum CBS 433.97, 846 nucleotides long. RefSeq lists its product as uncharacterized. Gene Ontology annotation, biological process: secondary metabolic process. Gene Ontology annotation, molecular function: hydrolase activity. NCBI's taxonomy places the organism in Eukaryota, Fungi, Ascomycota, Sordariomycetes, Hypocreales, Hypocreaceae. The record is from RefSeq and is a predicted model, not a curated record. Gene Ontology annotation, cellular component: nucleus; cytoplasm.
AUGAAGAUUUUAUGUUUGCAUGGACGUGGUUCCAAUAAUGAGAUCUUUCAAGCCCAAACCGCCUCUCUGAGAAGCAUUUUAGAUGAUUAUUCUUUCGACUUCGUCCAAGGAACAGAGCUACAUACAGAAGGAAAUUGGUCUGUAUUCACUACCCAAUUCUCAAGUUUGCCUCAGUACGGAUACUACAACCCCCUAAGUCCAUCAUCUGUAAAAAAAGCAGAGGAACAUCUACUAGAACUUAUCGAGGAAGAAGGAGGAUUCGAUGGAGUAUUAGGUUACUCUGGAGGGGCAGCAUUUGCGGCUCAAGCGAUUAUUCGGCACAACCAAAGAGAUCCGAGUGAACCGCUGUUUCGAUUUGCUAUCUUUGUCAAUGGCGGGACUCCUAUCAAGGCUUUCAAUCUAAGUGAAGAGAAGGUAAUGACUGGAGCAGUAGACACUGCAGCGAUAGAUAAGGAAUUGGCAGCAACUUUCUUUCGCCCCUCAAACAUGCGAGUGCGCAAAGGGGAUAACAGAGAAGAAGCCGAAAAGGCUAUCGAAUCGAGGAAGGAAGAAAUGAAGUCUAUUGAGACAGGCAAGCUUAGUGAUGGGAGAUACUUUUUGACCGACGGAAAACUUGGUUUGACGAGAUACGAGGGUGCACAAGAUGGUCCGCUUAUUGACAUCCCGACACUUCAUGUAAGGAGUGAACUCGAAGAUGAUGCUAAUCUGGGACUUAACUUGUUGAAUUUAUGCAACCCAGAUUUGGUUCGCGAAUACCAUCAUCCAUUUGGACAUGACUUCCCCAGAGGGCAGGAGGAAAUCCGAAAGAUUGCAGAGAUGAUUAUUGAGUUAGUGGAAUCAGCAUAA